Molecule: messenger RNA, 996 nt
Organism: Ascochyta rabiei
Lineage: Eukaryota; Fungi; Ascomycota; Dothideomycetes; Pleosporales; Didymellaceae
Exons: 1
Coding region: 1-996 (331 amino acids)
Biological process (GO): spliceosomal snRNP assembly
Source: RefSeq, a predicted model, not a curated record
AUGGCUGAGGCAAACCAAACGCCAACUAUGAAACCGCCAUCGAAUCGACACGAGUGGCUCUACAUACUCGAUCGUGAGUAUCCAACACCGGCCCAGGUAUCUCGACUGGAUGAGAAAAAUAUCAGGCGAGGCCUCGAAUAUUGCAUCCACGCGAUGGAUCGAUUUGACACGAUUUCUGGUCAAAAGAGCUGCUGGGUUUGGACCCUUCUAGCACUAUCUAGUGAGGUUGGGACGCUCGAUUCACAGAAAAUGAGUCACAUCCGAGAUUUAGGAAACAAAGCGAGUCAGCUCAGCACUAAUCUCCGCCAAGGGAUCAAAUGUCAAGACGUCGGAAACGAGGAAGGCCUACCCCAUGUCAAUCCGGCGACUGAUGGUUCAGACGACGACACUGAGGCGAACCAGACUGCCUUGCACGAUACCAGCGGAAGCGAUUACAGCCCCGGAGUGGGGAAUGCUCGACUUGGUGCCAGCGGUAACGUGUCGUCAGAAACACAUAACAACAUGCCGCCUCGAGCUACAGGUCCAGAAGCGUCAGACAUCCCAGCUGAUAUUGAAGGAAGUACUGAUACUAACACGGACGACUGUACCCUUGAGCUUGCACGUGCGCGUUUGCUCGCACAGCUCGGUGACAAUUUGGUACAGGCCGGUAUACCGACAUCUUCGCACCUCCUAGACAAGACAUGCCAAGAUCGCAAUGAACAGCUUGAUCAAAGUCCACAUGAUUCACAGCAGGAGACCAAAGUUCGCACUAUAAUGUCUCGGGCAGAAGCUGAGAGGCAGCGGCAGAUGAUGCGAAUUCAAAACUCAAAUAAGGAAAUAGCGAGAGACGCAGAUCCUCUCCAUAGUGAGUAUUCCUCUGCCAGACAUCAUGUUGCCGAGGACCACAGCUCAUGUCCGGUCGACCUGAACACCCGGGUGACAAUUGACAUGAUCUUGACUGUGGUCGCCGAGUGCUAUGGGCAAAGAGACCUGCUAAGCUAUCGGAAGCCGUGGUAG